UUUAAACUGUCAAUAACCGUUUUAAACUGUCAAAACAAGUAUUGUUUAAAUUUUAUUUUAUUUUAAAUGUUUGGAAUGGAAAAAAAGAGUGACAAAUGUGAGGCGGUUUCCAAUGUAUGUGCAAACAAUGUAUUACAAACGAAGAAAAAAAGAAGAAGCUCUUUAUUUGGAAAUUAUAACAUUAAUAACAAACAAAAUUCAAAUUACCGAAACUGGUUAUUAAAUGAGAUUGAGGAAUAUGUGAAGCAACAGAAACAAUUGCAAGAAACCGUUUCUAAUAAUAAACUGCAAGCUACAGAAAAAUGCGAUAUUGCAAGUAUUUUAAAGAAAAAAGAUUUGACUUUGACUGAUGUGGACAACUAUACGGAUACUGCAACGAGUUUUAUAAACAAGCACGUUAUUUUUAUGGAAAGACAGAAAUAUAUGACACAGAAGAUUAAAGAAUUAGGUGCUAAGUUUAUUAAAUAAAAUGAAAUGUACAAAUUCUGACCAAAGUGGUAGUUUCUUCAUUUUUUAAAAGGGAAUUUACCAAACACGACCACAAACAUUUAACUAAA
Molecule: messenger RNA, 557 nt
Organism: Tribolium madens (black flour beetle)
Lineage: Eukaryota; Metazoa; Arthropoda; Insecta; Coleoptera; Tenebrionidae
Exons: 3
Coding region: 67-468 (133 amino acids)
Source: RefSeq, a predicted model, not a curated record